UGGAGGUGGGGCUGACAGCUGGGAUGAGGCCCCGCCUCCAGCUCCUAUCCAAUCAGGAUCCCUUCCUCUGGGGGCUGGGCCCACAGGCUGCUCUCCAAGCCUCUAGCUCCUGCACUAGGCUCACAGCCAGGGAUGAUGUGCUGCUGCUGCCACUGCCCCUGGCGCUGCCGCUGGCAGCCGCUACCCUGUGCCCUGACGCUGUUGCUGCUGCUGCCGCCACUCGUCUUUGUACCCUCUCUAGCUGUGGCCUCUGAGGGCCCAAACCGCUGUGAUACCAUAUACCAAGGCUUUGCUGAGUGUCUCAUCCGCCUGGGGGAUGGCAUGGGCCGCGGAGGCGAGCUACAGACUGUCUGCAGAUCCUGGAAUGAGUUCCAUGCUUGUGCGUCUCGGGUCCUGUCCGGCUGCCCAGAGGAAGCCGCUGCAGUGUGGGAGUCACUGCAGCGAGAAGCUCGCCGUGCCCCCCACCCAGAUAACUUGCACAUCCUCUGUGGCGCUCCUGUGAGUGUUCGGGAGAUGGUUGCUGGCCCAGAGACCAACCAGGAGACACUACGGGCCACAGCUCCUGCGCUCGCUCCAGCCCCAGCCCCUGCAUUGCUUGCUGCUGCUCUGGCACUUGCCUGCCUCCUGGGGCCUCUGGCCUAAACAGUCUGGUUGGCUAGCCAACAGUGCCCUUGCCUCCCAUCACUGCAUGCAGUGGCCGCCAUGUGGGCUCUGCAGAGUGUGCAUAAUUUUCAUUAAAGGUAUUUAUAUUUGCACCAAGCUGUUUUCUUUCUCCUGGCUGUGACCCUCUUGGCAAAGGCAGGGGCCCCCAGAAGCUGAUCCCAGCAUGGAAUGGGCGGGCUCAGGACCUCCACAAGGGACUCAUCCACCCUUACAAACAUUCGUUUCAUGAUGGCUGUGUUGAGGUUUCUUUCCAUUACACCUUAGAUCCCAGGAGUACCUCGGAUCCCAAGAGCUCUUGUAGAGACCCAAGAUCUGCCGGAAUGCACAGCCUUUCUCUGCCUUCCCAACCCAACAGGGAUGUGGGGAACCAAUGGGGUCCAGAACUCACUCCUAGUCGCCAGGUGAAGUCUCUCUCAGGCUCCUGCCGUCUCCUGGUGCCUUACCUGCACCUCCCUCUGCUAAACUAUCACCUCAGCCUUCAAGACGUGCAGACUCGGUGCCCAGUCUUCUCUUUCGAGGUCUGGACCAGACUGUCCAAAGAGAAGUCCACAUUCAAACCCCUGACAGGAUCUGAACUUACACAAGUUGAAGCCAUAAUGAGGAGGUGAUCUGGCUUCUGCUCUCCAGAAGCUUGCUCUUUGGGGUUUGCAGUGAGAAAACAAAAUGAUUCAAGAAGGUGUUUCGGAAGCCAUGUUUCGGAGAGUAGAUGG
Molecule: messenger RNA, 1373 nt
Organism: Alexandromys fortis (reed vole)
Lineage: Eukaryota; Metazoa; Chordata; Mammalia; Rodentia; Cricetidae
Gene: Nrn1l
Product: neuritin 1 like
Exons: 3
Coding region: 133-642 (169 amino acids)
Biological process (GO): neuron projection extension; nervous system development
Cellular component (GO): plasma membrane
Source: RefSeq, a predicted model, not a curated record